AUGCACAAUUGUUUCCCCAAGUGGUAUUGUAUAAGAGCCAUUCUAAUCAACGGACAUCUGUCAAAGGUGCCUUAUCGUUUCCGAAUCGUUCAUGGACGUGACAUGGUUCCACGAUAUCCGAGAAAAUUCGAUGGCGAAUGGACUCCACCUCAUCAUCAUCGUUACGAGGUGUGGUACCCGAAUGGAAUGGGCGUUGGAGCGAAGUACUUCGUAUGUCUUGGAGCAGAAGAUCCACAGUGUAGUACUAGACUUUCACCCUGGGAAAUACGCGCUGCUGAUAACGAUAUAUAUUUUGGAAGGAGCAUGCAGAACUGGGCGGCAUCAUUUUGCGAUGACAGCAUAAUGUAUGACAAGCCGCGUAUGGCUAAUUUUGCCAAUCUUCGAGAACCCGUUUAUGAUAUGUCGUCCAUUCGGACUACAUAUCCAACUAUGGCGACUAUACCUACGACUAGUGUUCAUCCAUUCUUGAUGAAGUCUCGUUUGGUAACCAUUGGGAAUCUAAUGACACCUCCAUAUGAAGGAACAAAGAAAAUGACACUUACGACUGAACCGAUUCGAACUACGACACCAAUGUGGCUUAAAACGACGACGAUCUCUUCGACUCAAUCAACAAUUCAUUCCAAAAUUUUCUCAACCACUUCAGCAAUCGCUUCAACAACUCGCACAGUUAGCCAAACAGCUCCACCUACGACAAGUACAGCUGCUCCAACAACCCGUACAGUGAACCACACAGCUCCUACUACGACGACAACAAGUCCUUCAUCAACUCGCACAGUGAGCUAUACCGUUCCUCGUACGACGAGUGCAACCCCUCCAACAACUCGUACAGUGAUUCAUACCUCUCCUCCUACGACGAGUACAACUCCUUCAACUACUCGCACAGCGAGCUACACAACCAGCCAUACGACGAGUUCAUCUCCUCCAACAACUCGCACAGUGAAUUUCGUAACGUCUCCUACGAUGAGUACGACUCCUACGAUAACUCGCGCUGCCAACAAAUCGACUGAAUCACCACAUGAGAGGCCGUCAAAUGUUACUUCAAUGGAUACGUCUUCCAGGGGGAGGAUAAGCAAUAUGACAACUAACCUUGCAACGAACGAAACGGGCUUAUUAUUGGAAAAGCUGGAUUUACAAGACCUAGAAAGUUUGCUGUAG
Cooperia oncophora is the source of this 1155-nucleotide messenger RNA. Lineage: Eukaryota; Metazoa; Nematoda; Chromadorea; Rhabditida; Trichostrongylidae. The record is from the annotation of a GenBank genome assembly.